Messenger RNA from Ostreococcus lucimarinus CCE9901, 1452 nucleotides. RefSeq lists its product with no specific name. Gene Ontology annotation, molecular function: ubiquitin protein ligase activity; ubiquitin conjugating enzyme binding; zinc ion binding. Gene Ontology annotation, cellular component: ubiquitin ligase complex; cytoplasm. The record is from RefSeq and is a predicted model, not a curated record. Bases 1 to 1452 code for a protein of 483 amino acids. Gene Ontology annotation, biological process: positive regulation of proteasomal ubiquitin-dependent protein catabolic process; protein polyubiquitination; ubiquitin-dependent protein catabolic process. The transcript has a single exon. Lineage: Eukaryota; Viridiplantae; Chlorophyta; Mamiellophyceae; Mamiellales; Bathycoccaceae.
AUGAUCGAGCGGGCAAAAGCGCUCCUGGACGUGCGCACAGAGGAGGCGGAGGCCUUGUUGAGUCACUUCUCGUACGAUUUCGAAGCCGCCGCGACGGCGUGGUUCGAGGACACGAGAAAGGUGCGCGAGACGUCGGGGUUGAUCGAUGCAAAGACGAGACGCGAAAAUAGCGAAGCAGCGAUGUCGUCGGGUGGAACGCGAGGGUGCGGGAUUUGCUUCGAGGACUUUCCAGGGGAUGCUUUGACGACGGUCGGGUGCGCGCAUGAAUUUUGCGACGAGUGUUGGUCGGGAUGGGUGACGAGCAAGGUGAAUGAUGGGCUUUCCGUGGUCAACACGCGGUGUCCUAUGUGUCCUGCCAAAGUCCCCGAGUCCAUGAUUCGAAAGUUUCUUAGUGAUGAAGAUGAAACGAAGUUUGAUACAUUCUUGCGGCGGUCGUUUUUGGAAAACAACGCCAAGUUGCGCCCUUGCAUUGGCGUCGAUUGCGAAUGUGCCAUCGCCGUCGAGCAACUGCCGACCAAUCCCGUGAGUGUGAAAUGCAACUGUGGUGCCGAAUUCUGCUUUUCGUGCCAGAGUGAGCCCCACGUGCCUGUGAAUGAUUGUGAAGUCGCGAAGAAGUGGAUGGACAAAAUCAACUCCGACGGUGUGAACUCGGAGUGGAUGCUAGCUAACACGAAGGGAUGUCCGAAGUGUCAUCGACCGAUCUUGAAGAAUGGAGGAUGUAUGCACAUGCACUGCUCACAGUGCCAUUGCUCGUUUUGCUGGCUUUGUCUCGGACCUUGGGAUUCCGGGCCGUACGCCUGCGCCAGACGCUGCAACAAAUACAGUGGAGACAAAACCGGCGACGAAAACAGGCGGAAACGAGCCAGAGAUUCUCUCGAGCGCUACGUGUUCUACUAUGAACGCUAUAGAGCGCACGAGGAUGCGAGUAAAAAAGCCGAACAAGACGUCGAGAGAUUCAAAGACAGCGUGCUUGACAUAUUGAUCGAUUUACAGCGUACGUCCAAGCAACAAGUUGUUUUCAUCAUGGAUGCGCUCAGGCAAGUGACCGAGUGCAGGAAAAUUUUGAAAUGGACUUACGCGUACGCGUAUUACGAAUUUGCCGACGAUCAGAGCAAGAAAGAGUUCUUUGAGUACAUUCAAGGUGACAUGGAGCGUUGUCUCGAGCUCCUGUCUCGCAUGAUUGAAUCAGACAUCAAACCAUUCCUUCCGCCAGAGCCGGAAGAUGAUGAACAGAAACAAAACGUGUCGCCGCCGUCGACGCUAACUGAUGAACUUCAAGAUGGGAAAUACCAGUACGCACCCGAAAAGCAAGAGAGUCUGGAAAACGACUUUGCCCUAUACAAAGCUCGACUCAUCGACACCACUGCCGUGUUGCGCAAGUUCACGGAUACGUUGGUUUCGGAAAUGGCUAAAGGUUUGCUCGGCGCUAGAAACAUAGACAAAACUGAUUGA